Molecule: messenger RNA, 2707 nt
Organism: Pseudophryne corroboree (corroboree frog)
Lineage: Eukaryota; Metazoa; Chordata; Amphibia; Anura; Myobatrachidae
Gene: NCF4
Product: neutrophil cytosolic factor 4
Exons: 13
Coding region: 511-1542 (343 amino acids)
Biological process (GO): phagocytosis; respiratory burst; superoxide anion generation
Cellular component (GO): NADPH oxidase complex; cytoplasm
Molecular function (GO): superoxide-generating NADPH oxidase activator activity; phosphatidylinositol binding; protein binding
Source: RefSeq, a predicted model, not a curated record
CCUGAGGCAGCAGGAAAGAGAUCAUGUUUAUUGACAAGUAACUCAUCAAGAAACUCUAUUAAUAUGCCUGGCAGGGGCUCAGAUCCUAGACUUGGGCUCUGAGGCCAAAGGAGGAAGAAGGACUGGUAAAAAGACAAUCUGCCUGAAAUCUAAGAGCGGGGGUGGGGGUAUUGCACCCCUAGAGACUGGCAAUCUGCUACUGCCCUUGAGCUACAUUUACAGAUCCAUGGACUUAGUCUACUCUUACCCUUUGCUGCAGUUUGGACCAAGCCACGGGUUGCACGGAGUGAAGCACACUUGGAAUGGAAAAGCCAUGGAUUAACCACAAGUCACCCCGCCUCCCCCUUGUUAUUUGCUGUGUGCCAGGACUGCUGAAUGAAUAAACUUGGACACAAACACAUAGCUUGUUGUAACUGCAGCAGCAGAGAUGACAGUAAGCGGCAUCCACGGAAGCAGCUAAAGCGUGGGACAGGUUAACCAUCUUUGAAUUUAGUCUGAAGUUACCUGAUAAUGUCCCUUCCCCGCCAAUUAAGGGAUGAGAGUGACUUUGAGCAGCUGCCGGAAGAUGUAGCUGUGUCCGCCCACAUUGCAGAUGUAGAGGAGAGAAGAGGGUUCUCUGUAUACUGUAUAUUUGUGAUUGAGGUGAAAACCAAAGGUGGCAGUAAGUAUUUUAUAUACCGACGAUACAGCGAGUUCCUCACACUGCACACAAAGCUGGAAGAGAAUUAUGGACCUGAGAAAGGCAUUGCACCUUAUUUCUUCUCCCCACCACCAUUACCACCAAAGAUUUAUGUUGGAAACAAGAAGGAUAUUGCUGAAAGCCGCAUUCCUCUCCUGAAUGUAUACUUGAAGGGACUCCUGGACGCCCCGGUUUGGAUCCUGCUGGAUGAUGAUCUUCGGAUUUUUUUCUACCAAACAACAUUUGACAGUGAAAGGAUUCCUCGAGCCUUACGCAGGCUGCGGCCACAGACACGGAAAAUUAAGAGGAACUCUGAGCACAUUUCAGACAUGGACAGACCCCGGGCAGAGGCUCUCUUUGACUUUAAAGGGAACGCUGCCCAAGAGCUGAACUUUAAGAGUGGAGAUCUCGUAUAUCUCCUGAGUCGAGUGAACAGAAACUGGUUGGAGGGAACUGCUGGCAAUCAGAUAGGCAUUUUCCCACAAUCCUUUGUGCGAAUCAUCAAGGACCUACCCGAGGAGAAGUUCCCUGUCAGCUGGCUGCGUUGCUACUUUCAUGAUUAUGACGUGUGUCAGAUCAGAGAUAUCUCCUUAGAGGAAGAUGUGCAGAAACUUCCUACAUACAAUGAGCUGCUAGAUUUAAUAAGAACUCAGUUCCCUGACAGUGAUGUGGCCCUGAAUAUGAGGGAUGCAGAUGGUGACCUGAUUCGCUUGAUGGACAAUAGCGACAUGGAGCUUCUUGUUACAAAGGGAAAAGGAAAAACAAAACUAGAAAAUUUCUUCCCAUGGCAGCUACAUGUAACGCGUAUUGACGACCUGGAUGUGUAUAGCAAUAGGAAUUCAGAAGAUAUGAGCAUGAAUUGAAAAAAAAAAAAAAUAAAUAUAAAUUAUAUAUAUAUAUAUAUGAAUCAUUGGUAACAGACUUUAAUGUGACAGUGAUUGUUAUUACAGAACAUGGUGUAAUCCAAAUAGCUUCUUCAGCCAGUGGAUGUAACCAUCAGUCACGGUAUGGUUUAUCCUUGCAUGCUGUCACAUUUCAUUGAAGGUAAAAUAGACCUGAUGUGCGAUCAGAUAAUAAUAUAGUGGGUUUCAAAUCCAGAAUUCUAGUACCCUCAACAGGUCAUGGUUUCUGGAUUUCUUUUAUCAUGCACAGGUGAGUUCAUCUAUUUUGCUGGGUUAGUAAGUAUUCCACACACAGAAAUCCUGAGAUCAUGACUUGUUGGGGGUACUUGAGGAUUGGCAUUGGAUGCCCAUGUCCUAAUACAAGCAACGGAAAUGUUUUGUUGCAAGCUAGUAAAUGCUUACAGUGUCUAUAAUAAAGGGGAUGCAGUUAAUAUCCCGAAGGAUGGGAUCCCGGCGGCCGAUAUACCGGCACCGGAAUUCAUAAGGACGCAAGAAACCGGCAUCUAAAUACCGGAUACCGGUGUCAAAAUACCGUCAGCUGGAGUCCCGAUUGUUCUUCCCGAUGUGGGGGUAGGGUGUGUGUGUUUAGGUUCAGGCAUGAGGAGGGGGUUAGGGUGCAGGGACUGGAUAGGUAUGGUUACGUACUGGGGAGGGAGGGUUAGGUUUAGGCACUUAGAAGGGGAGGUUUGGGUUAGGCACCAAGCGGGGAGGGUUAGGAUUAGGCAGCGGUUAGGGUUAGACACCACCCGGGAGGGUUAGGGUCAGGUUCCACCGAGAAGGGUUAGGUUUAGGCACCCACAAGGGAGGGUUAGGGUACUUUACAGGGGGCUGUCGGGAUUCUGAUGGUUGGGAUGCCGCUGUCGGUAUUCUGACCGCAUCCCAUCCAUUGGGAUAUCAUACUGAUCCUAAUAAAGAACAUUGCACUUGUACCUACUGUAAAAACAAAAUAGUAAAGUAGAAAUCAUGUCGGGGGUCUGUUACAUGUAGGUAUGUAGUAAACGUACAAAUAUGCGUAUGUAGAGUACAUGAACAUUUUGUUAAAAUUAAAAUUAUUCUCAUGUUAUUAUGAAAUAAUUGCUUAUAUUGGAUUGUUAUAUACUGUAUUAAAAGAAAUACCUUGAACAAG